UAUAGCUCAUUUCACCACUAUGUAUACAAUAAAACCUUCACAAAUAUAUAGAAUCUCCCUUCUUCUUCUUUUUCCCUUCGUAUCUUUCUCUCCUUCAUCAACAUGAUGAUGUUAAAUAAACGCAAAAAGCAAACCCAAGGCCGUCAAAAAAUAGAGAUCAAGCAGAUAGAAGAGAAGAGCAAUCUACAGGUGACGUUCUCAAAGCGUCGUGGGGGUCUAGUCAAGAAAGCAAGCGAGCUAAGCCUUCUCUGCGGGGCACAAGUGGCCAUUCUUGCCUUCUCUCCAGGCAAAAAGGUCUUUGCGUUUGGUCACCGCGAUGUCGACAUGGUACUUGAUCGUUAUCUCACUGAGAGUUCUACUGCUGGGGAACUAGGGGCCGCGAGUAACGACCCUCAAGUUCAACAAUGGAACAAAGAGUACGAGGAGGCAUUGAAAGAGUUGGAGGAGGAGAAGAAGCAUGUGGCAAUGGCUGAACAGUGGAAUAAGGUGUGUGAAAAUAAUGUUAAUGCAAGGUUCUGGUGGGAUGAACCUAUUGAUGAUAUGGAAUUGGAGGAGCUUGAGGAGUAUGUGAGGGCCAUGGAAGAGUUAAAGAAGAAUGUGGCUGCCAGGGCAAAUGAGUUAACCAUGGCCAACGAUCAUUUUGGUAAUCAAAAUAUGAGUCAUCAUCUUGAUCUUGGAGUUCAUGGUUUUAGUCUUGAAAAUGUUCUAUUUUAAAGAAUUUGUAGCAACAAAAAAUCCGGUUGAUUUCUUACAAUUGAAUCCAAAUUUAGCAGCUUGAACUCUUGUUUUAUUUAAUCUAGUUUUUUGUUUUUUUUUUA
Populus trichocarpa (black cottonwood) is the source of this 818-nucleotide messenger RNA. Its product is annotated as agamous-like MADS-box protein AGL62. Gene Ontology annotation, molecular function: DNA-binding transcription factor activity, RNA polymerase II-specific; protein dimerization activity; RNA polymerase II cis-regulatory region sequence-specific DNA binding. The coding region runs from base 103 to 714 and encodes 203 amino acids. The transcript has a single exon. Lineage: Eukaryota; Viridiplantae; Streptophyta; Magnoliopsida; Malpighiales; Salicaceae. Gene Ontology annotation, biological process: positive regulation of transcription by RNA polymerase II. The record is from RefSeq and is a predicted model, not a curated record.